AUGGCCUGGGAAAGCAUCCAUGAGCGGUUGCUCGUCAAGAGCGUCAACCAGGAUGGCGCCCUUCGCCCCGUGGGAGCCCUCGACAAUGAUUCCAUCCGGCCAACGCCCUCGCGACAGCGCACGUGGACGCGCCUCACCUACAUCUUCUUCUGGUUCUCCGCCACGGCCAACGUCAGCAAUCUGUAUGCCUCCAGCACCGGUGUGGCCAUGGGGUUGACAAUGUGGGAGGCCAUCGCCUGCUCGUUCGCCGGUCAGUUUCUGGCGGGGUGCUUGAUGGCCCUCAACGGCCGAGCGGGAGCCAUGUAUCGCAUUCCUUUCCCCGUAUUGUGUCGCUCCAGCUUUGGGCCGUGGGGUGCUUUCUGGCCCACCUUCAACCGGGCUGCCAUGAGUAUCGUCUGGAACGGAGUCAACAUUACUCAGGGGGCACAGUGUCUAUACGUUUUCCUGCAUGCCAUCUUUCCCUCCAUUGCGCGAAUCCCGGAUCGGAUGGGUUCCAAGUCUUCCUUGAAUACGGCGCAGAUGAUCUGUUUUCUGGUUUAUUGGCUCAUCAAUUGCGCAUUUCUUGUCGUCCCUGUCCCCAAGAUGAAAAAGCUCAUCUACAUCAAAGUGGUGGUCUACUAUGGCGGCGCGUUCGCCAUGCUGGGCUGGGUGGUCUCCCUGGCGGGCGGGAACCCACCAGGUCUCCGCGCCCCCUCGGAGGUACAGGGUGAAGCCAAGAGUUGGUUGAUUUGCAAGUUCCUGUUCCUGGGACUGGCGAGCUGUGGAACCUUCAUCUCCAAUGCCGCUGACCUUCAACGGUACACCCGAAAGCCCAGCGACGCGAUACUCGGACAGAUCAUCAGCUUCCCGCUCUCAGGGUUAAUGGUGGCCGUCAUCGGGAAUAUUAUCGCAGCUUGUAGCACAAGUAUAUUUGGAGAGCUGAUCUGGAAUCCCCUGACUUUCCUCGACAAGCUGAUGGAGGGGGAGAGGUAUACUCCUGGCAAUCGAGCUGCCUGUGCAUUCAUUUCGCUCGCAUUUGUGUACUCGACCGUCUUCUCCGCCAUCUUCGAAAACUCGAUCCCUGCCGGAAAUGACAUUGCCGCGCUGCUGCCCCGCUACAUCACUGUCAAGCGAGGCUUCUUCAUCUGUGCCAUCCUCUCCUACGCCAUCUGCCCAUGGUAUCUCCUCGCCACAGCAUCCGUGUUUAUUACCUUCCUCUCCUCGUAUCAAAUCUUUCUCUCCGCCAUCGCCGGCAUCCUGAUCUGCGACUACUAUUUGAUCCGGCGCGGAUGGCUCAACAUCCCUGAAUUGUACACCUCCCGGUCCGACGGCAUGUACCAUUUCUUCUACGGGUUUAAUCUCCGCGGAUUUGGUGCCUACAUUGUAGCCAUUGCGCCCAAUUUCUACGGCUUUCUGCACCAGAUGGGAGUCAAGGCGCCGUUGGGGAUUCAACGAUUCUACUUCGUCGCGUAUCCUGUGGGAGUGUUGAUUGCUUUUGGGGUGUAUUAUCUAGGAUGUUUCAUCUGGCCUCCCACAGGAAUGGAGAAGACAAGAGAAUGGAAAGAGCCAAAGGAUUACUGGGACGAGUUUGAUCCCGAUCGCGGGGAUGCUGAGACGGUGGAAGUGGUGCCCGUGGUGGUGGAGGGCCACAAAGUUUAAUUAGGGUUGCUGCGCCGAGCCACGAUCGACAUAGCUGGGACUAAUAUUCUAAUGCCAAACCGGUAUCAUCUCAACAACUUACCUCGGUAUAAGUAGGUUGCCUUGAUUGCCGUACG
Molecule: messenger RNA, 1754 nt
Organism: Aspergillus sclerotioniger CBS 115572
Lineage: Eukaryota; Fungi; Ascomycota; Eurotiomycetes; Eurotiales; Aspergillaceae
Product: nucleobase cation symporter-1 family protein
Exons: 6
Coding region: 1-1638 (545 amino acids)
Biological process (GO): transmembrane transport; nucleobase transport
Cellular component (GO): plasma membrane
Molecular function (GO): nucleobase transmembrane transporter activity
Source: RefSeq, a predicted model, not a curated record